Molecule: messenger RNA, 1134 nt
Organism: Spinacia oleracea (spinach)
Lineage: Eukaryota; Viridiplantae; Streptophyta; Magnoliopsida; Caryophyllales; Amaranthaceae
Product: dof zinc finger protein DOF3.5-like
Exons: 1
Coding region: 1-825 (274 amino acids)
Biological process (GO): regulation of DNA-templated transcription
Molecular function (GO): DNA binding; DNA-binding transcription factor activity
Source: RefSeq, a predicted model, not a curated record
AUGAUGGCCAUGCCGAAUGACCCACUUUUUCAAAGUCUACCACCACGGCCAAUGCCAAUGACCACAGACAGCAGAUGGAGGGCUACCAUUAACCCUGCUCCAAACUGCCCGCGUUGUGCUUCCUCCAACACUAAAUUUUGUUACUACAACAAUUACAGUUUAUCUCAACCGAGGUUCUUCUGCAAGGGGUGCCGGCGGUACUGGACUAGAGGUGGGUCCCUCAGGAAUGUCCCUGUUGGUGGCGGUUGUCGUAAGAGCCGUCGAUCAAGGUCUACCAAAGGGUUUACGAGGGCUUUAACGGGUCCUCAUUCUGACAAUGAUCCGUCAUCCAACUCGUCUUCAUCGGGGUCAGAGUCAGGUUGUCCUGAUAUUGACAUGGCUGCAGUGUUUGCCAAAUUCUUGAACCAUGGACAACAAAAUGCCAAUGAGGAGGCAACAACCAACACAUCCUCUGAAGCUUCUUAUGGUUCUCCUAUAUCCAGUUCUUGUGGGCUAGAACUAGAAAACGGGUUAGAGUAUCAGAAAUUUUCAGAUGAAUUUCUUGAUCUCUUGCCAUAUGAUCAUAAUAGACAGCUUCAAGCAGAAGAGGUGAAUCAGGGUUUCAUCAACCCUGAUUUGGCCUCUUUCGAUGACAUUAUAGAAGAUGUUUUCUGGUCAGAAGACUCCAAUUUCUCUGGCUUUACAUGGCAGCCGGUAUCUCAGAUGCAGGAAUUUGAUCCAUCAUUGCCGCCUGCUGAUGAAUCAGAGACCUCAACAAAUCCGUUACCCAGUGAUAACUGGAGUUACUUCGAUAGCACAGAAUUUGAAACAUUCUCCGGACCUUGACGUACAAUCCAUGAGGAUGAAACUUUUUGCUAUCAGAAUUCAUUUCCUGCUGUUUAGAGUUGCAAAUGACAAGAAUUCAUCACUUCAGGAGUAUAUAGAAUAAAAAUAAGAAAUCAAUGCUUUAUCUAAGCUAGCCAUCAACAAUUUUUCUUGGCUCGGGAGGGCCUUCCCACUCUUGUAAUCCUGCAAGAAUUAUUUUCUAGAAGGGAUUAUUGGUAUAUUAGUAUAUAGAAUACCUAUACUAUGACAGGUAAUAAAGUCAACAUACUUAUAUAAGUCAAAAUUACUAAGAUUUCUCACCUGCAUAAA